UUUUUCACGGUCCCUACCUCCAUCCCCACAAGUACUAACAUUCCCAGCCCCUCCAUCAGUGCUAUAUCCACGUUCACCACUGUCACCCACACAGCCCACCCUCCUCUGAGCUGUGCCAAUGGAGGUUUGCUACAGAAUGGAUUCUGUGUCUGUCCCGUUGAAUGGACUGGAGGAAACUGCUCAAUAGAAAAUUUCUGCAUGGAAGAAACCAUUCAAGGGUUUAAUUUCCCAAGAACUACCAUCGGUUGGUUCAGUUAUUCUAAGCAGAAGUGUGGACCUAAUACAUCUAGUGUGAAUGUCCCCAGAGCUUCAGCAAGGUGUACCGGUCAAUAUGGGACUCCAAAGUUUGAUACCCCAAAUGUCUUACAGUGUGACAUAACUUUCAGCAACAUUCAAGGAAAUCUAUCCAGCAACACAUCUGAUUUGCUGCAGUUAGCGAGCAGUACUCAGAUUCUGACGUCAAAUCCAGAGACUUUAACAGCUGAUAAUGUUACCAAGGCGAUUGACAUCACCAACACCCUCCUUGAAAGGUCUUCAAAUAUCUCGGAGGCAGUUGCCGUGGCAGCAUUGACCAUUGUUAGUCAACUGCUGGAGGCUUCUGUACCGGACAGUGUGGCAGAGACGUCUUUAAAGCUAACAAGAAGUUUAGAGAAUAUCUCACAGGGGUCAGACGACACAUCUCUAGUGGUCCAGCCCAACCUCGCGGUCCAGUCUGUCGUACUAACCAGUAAUGACAUAGUCGGCGUCCAGUUCUCUGCACAAACAGGAUUAUAUGGUAGUUUUGCUGCUGAUAGAAUUAGACUAAAUGCCAACGCGUCUAAACUUGUGUCUGACGAUGGAGAGGCCACUGAUGUGCAGAUAUUCAUUAGAUUAUCACCAGGAGUGCUGCGUCGAAGUUCUGGCAUCUCUGUUGGAUUUGUGCUCUACCAGAACGACAGGUUCUUCAGGUCAAGGGAUUUCAGAGCCCACUUGGGCAGUCAUAGGAGUGUCAUCUCGGGAAAUGUGAAAGGAGCUGGAAGGAUGGGUGUUGACCAUGUGGAAAUGGUCUUCAGACCAGUUAAUGUCCCCAACACAACCUUCUAUGACUUUGCAUGCGUGUUCUGGAACUACACCCAAAAUGAAUGGAGCACGGAUGGGUGCUACAAAGUCAACGUUUCCCCUGAGGCCCUGCAUUGUUUUUGCAAUCAUACCACAAACUUUGCUGUGCUAAUGUCCUACAGGGUUGAUUAUGUCUACGCUGAAGCCCUGGACUGGAUCACCUAUCUGGGGUGUUCCAUGUCUGUUGUGGGCUUGGUUAUCGCAAUCAUUUUUCACGUCAUGACCAGGAAAUCCAGUAACAGCAGCCCAGCACUCCUGAUGGUGAGCCUCUGUGUCAGCCUCCUCAUCUUCACCCUCCUCUUCCUGCUGGGGAUCAACAACACCGACCCACAGUCCCAUGAACCUGAAGACAGGGACGCCAACGUCAUGCUUUCCUCUGACACGCACGUCGACCCAGACCACGGACCCUGCACUGCCAUGGCGGCCUUGCUGCAGUACUUCCUGACGGCCACCUUUGUCUGGAACUCUCUCUAUGCCUCUCACAUGUUCCUACUGCUCUGGAACCCCCUGAGGAGACCCCCAUCCUACCUUCCGACUGUCACCGUGGUCACUGGAUGGGGAGUUCCUGCUGUUCUCGUUUCCAUCACGUUGGGAGUCACCUACAGCGUGGACGAUCCAUUAAACUACCGACAGGAAGAAUUUUGCUGGCUUGCUGCUGUAAACCGAGAGGGGCAGUUUGACUUUGCAAAGCCAAUGUUCUGGGGGUUCCUCAUCCCGGUAGCUCUAAUGCUGAUCUUUAACACAGCUAUCCAAUGCUAUUUUAGCUACACAACAUGCAGAACAAACCCAAAUUUAACCAGCACCAGACGGUCCUCUAACAAGAAACAUUUUCUGAGUAGUUUCUCAUUGGCAGUGGUGUUGGGUCUCUCCUGGAUAAUAGGAUACCUGAUGCUCAUCAUACCAAACAAGAACGUGCACUUCAUCCUGAACAUCGUCUUCUGCCUGUGUACCACAACACAGGGACUGCAGAUCUUCAUACUGUUCGUAGCAAGAAAGUCCAUCUUCAGGCAAAAGAUGUUGGAUCUUCCAAUCGGCCGCCAUGUCAAAAGUUUCACUCUAUGGAAACACAAAGAUAGAAAUACCACUGAUUCAUACAUAGAACUGGAUACAUAAAGCUAUAGCCAGUCAAAACUGUCUGUUUCAGCAGAGACAGUAUUAGACUGCCAAUGAUAAGAAAUACCGCUAUACUUUCGAGUGAACUAUGAGUUCACGAAAUAAUUAUCUCUUUCCCCCAUCAUUACUGUUCCCCUGUUCUGCACCCAGAUAUGUAGUUUCUGGUGCCAUUUGUUCACUCACAUACUAUGUGUAUAUACAAUGCUCUAGUAUAUACUACACUAUACCACAUACUAUGUGUAUGUGAGUACAAAAAUAAUUGCCUGUGCAGUAUUGCUAUCUGUUUUGUUAGGUUAUAUGUUUUAAACCAAUUGUAUCAACUUUUAGUUUUUUUUCAUUGGGAACAAACUCGAACUGUUGCCUAAAUCAGGAGUCGAUGUGCAAUGCACAUAACGAUAGUUGCAGACUUUAAACUUCAAUGCAUUGAUUGAGCAAUGACGACGCACCCACUCAU
This is a messenger RNA of Hypomesus transpacificus, 2665 nucleotides long. Its product is annotated as adhesion G-protein coupled receptor G7-like. Gene Ontology annotation, molecular function: G protein-coupled receptor activity. The record is from RefSeq and is a predicted model, not a curated record. The coding region runs from base 199 to 2211 and encodes 670 amino acids. Gene Ontology annotation, cellular component: membrane. Lineage: Eukaryota; Metazoa; Chordata; Actinopteri; Osmeriformes; Osmeridae. Gene Ontology annotation, biological process: G protein-coupled receptor signaling pathway; cell surface receptor signaling pathway. The transcript is spliced from 15 exons.